AUGCCUUCUAUUAAAGGCGAUGCGGAAGCGCAGAGUACUCGUUCGAUUUCUACUUCACUCGAUAACAACGAAGUACAAGAACGAAAAUCUGUCUCUUAUACUUCUUUGAACGAGAACGACGACUACGACGUUGAAAUGAGCGAGUUACGAAAAGAUGCAUACGACUAUAGUGAUAGUGACCAUGAUACUAUUGUUGAUGAGCAGGAACAAAAGGAGCAACAGGAUGGAAAAGAAGAAAUAAAACCACCUCGUAAAAAUCCACAUCCCAUUCGAUCACCAUCAAAAGAGGAUUUCUCCAAUUCUAGCAUCAAUUUCACAUGCCAGGUCUAUAAUAUAUAUAUGCAAAAUCCACGUCUACUCUUGGAUUCUAAGACUGUUCGUAGUCACCCAAGACCAAAACAUGAAAAUUCAGUCAUUGGUUCGAUCGACAAGACUAAACCACCACCUCCACUACAAAAAUCAGUUUCACAAUUAUUACAUGAGAUUGAAUCUUUGGAAUAUAAUCAAGAACCUCUCGACCAUGUCAAACGGCCAAAGAUUACUUGGAAGGGGAUGCCGCACGAUAUAAGGAAUGAAUCUUAUUUCGAAGUGCUGCAUCAUGUCGAGGCUCAAGUCGUGUCAACUUUACGCAUGACACCAAUUCAAUAUCUGAAUACAAAAUUAGCUAUUUUAUCAGCUGCAAGAGAAUUUGAAGAUCGAGGAUUGCCGUUUCGUAAAGUUGACGCGCAGCGCGCUGUCAGAAUUGAUGUUAAUAAGGCGUGCAAGUUGUGGGAAUUUUUUCAUGAUGUUGGAUGGUUUUGA
Molecule: messenger RNA, 801 nt
Organism: Ambispora gerdemannii
Lineage: Eukaryota; Fungi; Glomeromycota; Glomeromycetes; Archaeosporales; Ambisporaceae
Source: the annotation of a GenBank genome assembly